AUGCAUGGGCCCAGGAAGCAGUUUGCAGUUGCCAGCCUGUUCGUCGGGCUGGCUGCGUAUGUGCUGACGGAGGGGCGCGGUGUGUUUCAGAUGGGGCUGGGCCUGGGCCUGGGCCUGGGAGCGGGCGCGGGCGCGGGGCUGGGCCCGCCGCUGCCGCUGGAGGCCGUGUGCGAGUCCGCGGCGCGCCUGCUCUUCAUGAACGUCAAGUGGGCCAAGAACGUGCCCGCCUUCACCGCGCUGCACUUCGGCGACCAGGUACGCUCUCCACCCAGCCCUUCGCUGCGCCUUCAGCCCGCAAGGGUUUGUUUUGUUUAG
Molecule: messenger RNA, 315 nt
Organism: Gryllus bimaculatus (two-spotted cricket)
Lineage: Eukaryota; Metazoa; Arthropoda; Insecta; Orthoptera; Gryllidae
Source: the annotation of a GenBank genome assembly